This is a messenger RNA of Dunckerocampus dactyliophorus (ringed pipefish), 24729 nucleotides long. Its product is annotated as beta-1,3-galactosyltransferase 2. The record is from RefSeq and is a predicted model, not a curated record. Gene Ontology annotation, cellular component: membrane. Bases 18048 to 19148 code for a protein of 366 amino acids. Lineage: Eukaryota; Metazoa; Chordata; Actinopteri; Syngnathiformes; Syngnathidae. Gene Ontology annotation, molecular function: N-acetyl-beta-D-glucosaminide beta-(1,3)-galactosyltransferase activity. The transcript is spliced from 4 exons.
AUCAGUUGCGCUGACCCUGGUCUUUACAGUGCAAACGAGAUGUAACCACUUUUUUCCAAGCAGCAAGUUAAAUAAGCAGGUUUGAUGCAACACUCGUGCCUGUGAAGAGGGAGAAGCUACAAACUGGUAAGUCAUUGAACACAACUGUUACUGUUAAUCUCUUUCAAAUGCCGACCCUUCCCCGAAAGUGUUGCAAUUUAAGUGUUUUACUUACCAAUACAUCGUGGUGUGUGAGACCAUGAGCCGUUCAGGCACAAGCUGGUGGCCCACCAACCCUCCACUGCUGGUUUCCACCCGUCGUUGCAAGCAUAUGCGAGGCUGCUUCCAUGCAAAUAGGUUUCCUGUUCAGGCACUAGAAAACCUCCAUCCGUUUGGGGAGCAGAGCAGGACUCUGCCGCACUUUGGGCUGAAAGAGUCACAAAAGAAAGACAAGAGGCUGCACUCACUUCUAUUGUUUACAAGCUAUCAAAAAUGGAGUUGACUUACCACGAAGAGCCGCGGGACACCACAUUAGGAUAAACACAAGACACCUGAGAGACAUUUUGUCAGGAAUUGUAAUAUUCUCUGACAAAACUGAACAAAUCCUCUCAAUCAGAUCAGAACUAGUUAAUAAUUGUUAAGUACCCCCCCACACAAAAGCAAACACAGACAUCCAAUGCUUGGGACAGCAUGCUGUUUGCUCUGAAGAGCCUUGUUGCGAAGUGUAAAUAAGGUCAUCUUCAUACAGUCAAACUGCACAUGUUGGAGUGGCCUAUUUCGACUCACUAACACAUUUUUAGACAGAUUUGUGAACAAUAUCUGCGACAUAGGAAAAGUUUUACAUCUUUGAAUCCAGCUCAUGAAAGAUGGGAGCAAAAACAUUUUUGCGUUUAUAUUUUUGUUGUGUGGAUGUCAGGGAGACUGCCCUUGAGUGGUUUAGUUCUUACUUGUCAGGGAGAUGCCUUGAUGUGGGACUUGGGGCCUUCACAUCCACAUCCCCCCUUGACUGUGGAGUCCCCCAGGGAUCAAUUCUGUGGCCCAUCCUAUUUGCUCUAUCCCACUUAUUACAAUAUUUAGAAACCAUCGCAUCUCCUAUCACCUUUAUGCAGAUGACUGCCAGAUUUACUUACCUCUUACUAAUGACCAUGUCCCCCUGACACCCCUUCUCGAGUGCUUAAGUGACGUCAAGGUCUGGCUGGCUCAACAUUUUUUAAAAAUCAAUGAGGGGAAGACAGACGUUAUCCUCCUGAAUAACAGUGACGCCCUCAUGGACUUGGGCCCCCACAAGAACCAUGUCUGUCCCACGGCCACCAGCCUUGGCGUCAUAAUAGACAGUGAUUUUAAACUUAAUAAACAAAUCAACACCGUUCUAAUAUGCCGUUUUUAUCCAAAAUGGACUGGUUAAGGUUAGAAAAGGCUCAAGAGAUCAAGUCAGCAAUAGUAUGUAAGAGGAAAUCUGACUCAUUUACAUCCUCAUGCGUCUGGUGUAUAGUUUUUUCUAGUACUGUCAAGAGAUUUAAAAGAUGGAAAACAGAUAAUUAUAAUCUGUAAUUAAUUGGUCUAAUUAAUCAUCCUUUUUAAUCUCACCUAAAAAUUGCUGAGAAAAGCCCUCACCUCUAGGUAUUUUGCACUUGAACAAAUACAGUGCUAGCUAUUUACAUCCCGUUGUAUCUGAGGCUAGUCCCAAGUGCUGCCUGCAACCUUCGAGUUUAGUUUAGCAAAGAGCCUUGCUUUGGCUCACUAAAUUGCUAACGUCUUCGCUGCUAACGUUGGCUGCACUCACGACUGGGUGCUUUGCGUUGAUGUGGUAGGCUAAACUUGAGCUGCUUAAGUGGUAAGCAAACUCCUUACCAAGAAGGCAUAUCACUCAAAUGGUGCCUUUGGGGCAGUUUUGAAAUGUCAAUUUUCCAUUCAUUGGACUGACAACUCCUUAUUUUCACAUUUUCUCCUUGCUACUCACCUUGCCCUCACAAACACAAUGACAGCCAAUCAAUGCACACUUCAGGGUGUGACUGACCAUUGUUUUCCACCCCCAACAACUCAAGCACAAGAAGCCCAAGGCAUAAAAACGGAUGUUUAUGACAGGGCAACUUGCAUACAGAAACCGUCAAGUUAGAGAUUAAAAAUGAGAUGAACAAGAUUUAAAAAAAAAGCACUAAAUAUGACUGGAUAUUAAUUAACUGCAAUUAAUGCUAUAAUUUGACACCAGAAUGUAAGAGUGAAAAAACGGUCUGAAUGUUUUGUACCCAGUUAGCAGAAACACUUAAGAUCAAUUGGCCUAAUGGUAAAACGUCCAUCACAAUGUACAGUACAUGUGGUGUCUUUAGGGUUAAAUUACUUGUGGUGUUUCGACCUUGCUUGGAACCACUGCAACCUUGACCUUGAAAAGGAUAGUUGGCUCACAUGUUCAGGAUUUUCCCGGCUGUUCCAAAGCCAGCUCGCUUAUGUUGAAAUAACAAACACAACCCGGUUGACGGUUGCAAUAGAGCCAACAACAUAAUCAAAUGAUAAUAGUAAUAAUAAUUAAAUAGAUAAAAUGGUGUUGUAACAUGUUGCUCCUCUCAUGUAAGGCAAAGCACAACCAGAAUAUUAAAAAUAUCAUGAAAUAAAAAAGCUCUUAUAUGGGAUCUUACUAGAUUGAAGCGAGCAAGUGUAUAGUCUUAAUAAUCUUGAAAAACAAACACCCCUUUGAAGAAAAAAAUGGUAAUAAAUUGGAAAGCUAUCAUAAAUUUGGAAGAUGAGAGAUUGCAUCACAGUAAAUCACAGCAAUCCAGCAGGCAAAUGAGCACUAUCGUGACAGUGAGCGUUAUAGUGAUGACAUUCGAGCAGGGGUGGGCAAAAGUUUGCGGUCAAGGUUCACGUUUUCUUUUUAGAAAAGUGACAAGAUGGGACGGUCCACUGAAAAAUGAGCUCGCUAGCGUGACGUACAAUACUGUACCGUAAAAGUGAAAUUAGUCUCAGACCCCCUCAUUAAUGCUGUCAGCUCUUCAAGAGUGAAAUUGUGGCUGCAGGGUCCCCUCAUGUCUUCUUUAUUUUGUAUUUCUUUCUGACUGCUACAUCAAUGUCCGAGCUGUUUUAAUGUAUAUUAUUGUAAUAUCACCCGACCACUACCACAGACAUCGUCAUAUUCAUGUGACUAUAACCGACCUGACACUUAGAAUGACAUUUUUAUAUUCAUAUAAACUCCCAUGUUCGCCUGCCACCAGCAAGAACUGAAAGAAUUACAAUACAAUUUUCAACCACACCCCUAAAAUGAAGUCGUAGUGGAGAACGGGGUUAGUUGUCACGUUUUACUCUCGUGUGCAAGACCCAAAGUAUUUUUCCUCAAAAGCAGGGAGGCCCAAAGUCAAAGUGCGGCCCAGGGGCCAUGUGUGGCCUGCGGCACAUUCAAAAAAUAAUGUAUACCGACGUGAAAUGAAAUGUUCAAAUAAAUCCAAUCAAAUAUUAAUAAACAGAAUAUUUCUUGGAGCAUAGAAAACCUGUUUAUGACUUGCUACAUACGUUUUUUGCCAUUAUUAGAGCCCUGAAGACAUGAAAUAACACCCCUUUAGUCACCUUUACACUCCUAUCAUUCUUUGUUUACACCACAUUGUCAGGCUACGGGAUCACUGCAGGGACAUAAGAGACUUUAAGAAUAGCAUGAUAGCGAAUUAACUAGUUAACGUCCAAUUUAUUUAAUCUAAACUUAAGAAAGCGUUUCAAACGGAGUGGGGAAGAAGGACGAAGAAGAAGCCAAAAACUUACCACCUCCACACGCAAUAGAAGGAGAACCUUUUUUCAAUCUAUCAUGUCGGACAUGCCACGGCUGACUCCAUGCAGUGUUAAGGUAAUGUAAUCUAAGCUAAAGUAUUAUGUAUUUACUCUUCAUGCUCUGGGAUUGGUCAGUCACACACAGCGACCGCCCCCCUCCUAGACAGACUUGCUACAGCCAACUUGCUUCGUUACGUACGUGAUGCAUUUGGCAAGACAGAGCUGUAAACUGCAUGUGUUGCGUCGGUCACUGCCUGUGUUUUGGUUGGUUUUUUUUUCGUCUUCUUCUAAUUUGGCUGGUGAUAUAAAGUCAGUUAGAAAACUUUGCUUGUAGUACUGAACGCGGUGCCUUCGAGAAAACUACAGUGAACAAGACUGACAGAUUAUUUUCCUGUUUGCCAACACUAGAUGUUUGCAUGAAUCACCAACUUCACACAGAUCCAUCCAUCCAUUUUGUUCUCCUCAUUACAGUCACGGGGGUAUGCUGGAGCCUAUCCCAGCUGACUUCGGGCAACAGGCGGGGUAGCCAAUUGCAGGGCACAUAUAGACAAACAACCUUUCACACUCACAUUCAUAACUAUGGACAAUUUAGAGUCACCCAUUAUCCUAACAUGCAUCUUUUCGGAAUGUGGGAGGAAACCAGAGUACCUGGAGAAAACCUACACACGGGGGAGAACAUGCAAACUCCACACAGAAAUGCUCAACGGAGAUUCGAACCCAGGUCUUCCCGAUCUCCUGUGACUGUGUGGCCAACAUGCUAACCACUACGCCACCGUGCGGUCCCUUAAAAAAACAAACAACAAAAAAAACAACCCCCCAAAAAAACAGCUGAAAUGAAAAAAAAAGUUGCAAUUUUACGAGAAUAAACUAAUAUUAUGAAGAUUUUUUUUUAACAAUAUAAGAGAGAAACAAAAUAAAAUAAAAGGUGUAAUUUUGGGAGAAAAAAAUUCAAGGGAAAAGUAAUAUUAUAGGAAUAAAUUCAAAAUAUUACGAGAAGAAAAUUUACAAGAAGAAACCAGCAAAGGCUGUGGGCGGGUCAUUCUGCCAGGAUGACUAGUCCAUACAUGAUUACACGAUUCCUGCUUGCAGUGGCUAUGUAGUUAUGGAAGCUUGGGAGACCGGAAGAAAUGCCACGGACAGGAAGUAACAUCAGUAUCACGUCACCAUGCGCAUACUUGCCGCGAAAGUCUAACACAAUGAAGUCCAUAUCGAAGCUUCUGAGAGAAGCGGCAAACAGGCUGGAUGAACUGGACACUUCGUCGCCAAGACAGUCAGUUGCGGCUCCGAGAGAUCCAGUUGAUGGUAAGUAGUUUUCAUUUCCUUUGACAAUCCAGACAGUGAACUGCGAGCGGGGCUUUUUUCUAACAUACCGUAAAUUGAUGUGAUUACAGCUGAAAUGUUUCCUUGUUUGGAAACACGUGCAUGAAGAAAACAAAGUUUGUGUGGCGUGAUCUACGAGAUACGCCCAAAUAUAGAUUUUAUCGUGAUAAACUUUGUUGAAGCGACAACUCAGAAUAAGAACUGUUUUGCACUCCAGUGCUAAUGUAUAUAUUUACAUAAUUGCAAUGAGGAAUGGAGUGAAAUGAACCAUCAUUAUCCCCACACAGGGAAAUUUGCAAAGCAGCAAAGGGGAAUAGCAGAAAUAGAGCACUCAAUGGAAUUUUUUUUUUAUAAAAAGGUCAAUGCAGGCUAUAACAUGUACGUACAAUAUAAGAAAAAUUAAAAAAGAACUAUUUACACGGUAAUUGUACGUUGAUAUUUUACAUUGGAGAAUUGCAUUGUUCACAAUAGUGAGUUUAAUCGUCAUGUUGACUGAGUGAAAAACUGCACAAAACCAUGAACAGUUUCUCUGCUCUGCCUCAAAUUGAGACAUUCUAAUGUUUCUUUAAAAAGCGUAUACCACUAGAAUCCUGUCGUAAAACUUUUUUUCCUUUUUUUCUCAUAGCUGAGGUGACGAGCCUCUUCCUGCCGUAUCGGAGCACAUCAAAGUCUCUGACCCCACGUCACAGGCCAAUACCUCGGAACUUUGAGGACAGAGGAAUUGUUGCUCCAUCAUACUCAAACACCUUCUGCUGUCCGCCACCAUGGCCCCAAAUCGCUACCAGAAGCUGGAGCUGGUGAAUGCAGGUUUGGGUGAGAAAAGAAUUGCUUUUCAAUGUAAGUCUAUGCUGAGGUCAAUGUUAAUGCAUACAUAACACACUGCAAUUUUGUUGGUCACGGGAGCAGCAGUUUGUGAUGAGGCAGGGAGCAGAAUUCUGGACAUAUUGUAGCUUAUUGUCAGUUUAAGCUGUUAUUCAUGUGUUGGGUGGUGGAAUGCCUGAAAUGGCCUCCAUUGAUGUUAAAGACUGUUGCAUACAGAUGUCAGGGAGACAGUUGAACAGCUGAAAGUGUCCACUGAGCUGACAGCAGAUCAGAAGAGGUCCUUGCAAACACUGGCAGUUAGAUGGGAUCUUCCAGGCGUCACAGAAGAAAACGGGAGAUGGCUGACUGAAAAGAUAAUUGUUCAUGCUGUAAAUAAUAUUUUUUUUUCCUACUUCCUCGUUUAUUGUUUUGGCCAUUGUAUUUUUCCGUAACUUUUCAGUAGCUUUUACAAUAAUGUAUAAGCAAUUUCCGAAAGCUGUUUUGUAAUGACCCGUAAAUAAGUUCACCCCCAAAAUUAAUAAAUAAAUAAAAGAUUCCACAUAGAAAUAGUAAUGCGCAUGUGAAGUCAAACAUAAAAGUUAUGAAGUGGUACAAACAUGUCUGAUAAUAAUUGGUGUUUCUUUUAAUACAUAUUUCCAGGUCACAAAGUCAAAUCAAACGGCUACAAAAAGGACUGAAAGAAACUUAUGUUUUGGAUCUAAUGAUCUUAUCUAACGGAUCUUACGGUGCCCACGCUUGGGGCCGGUAACACGUACCUAGGAAAUGCCAAACAGGAAAAGAAUUACGUGUGACCGCGAUUACGAUUACGAUUACAACCACGGAAAGACUGACAGACCGGAGACAGAUCAAGUGCACACACAUACUUGCCAGUGUAGAAAUUUACUGAAUGAAACUGUGUGACUGGCCUCUAAUAUUUAGUGUGAGCUGGGCUCUACCCAUAGCUAGUGCUAACGUCGGUCGUGACUGCUAAUUAGUGUAUUGUGAAUGCCUAAUAUGUGAAUCAGAGUCAUUGUGUAGCUUUUGUUCUGUCCCUCUUAAAACUUGUGUACGAAGCUGACCGAUAACAUGACAGGAUCGUAUUUUACACUGGGGAUAAUGAGGCAUUUACCUACUCAAGACUGCGCCACACAGCUUCAUCCAUAUCUGCAUUCGUCAGCGCAGAUAUUUCUUCAAGACGUUCCAUGACAUCUUCCACCAACCUUAAAAUAUGAUUCCGUUGGAAAAUUUUCCUCCGCAUACCGAGCAACUGCUAAUAAUUCUCGUUGAACACCUCUUUUCAAAUCGUCCCCUUCCGCCAUAUUUAAAUUUCCCCGUUUACUUUUGCUAAACGUAAAGAGAAAGCUUUACUGAUAUACUCUUUAUACAUUACAUCCACUAUGCCAGAACCAGAUGUUACCAAAAAAAAAAACCCUUACAAUUAUGGUGGCGACACAACAUAUCACAUUUCAGCAUAUACAUUUUAUUUUGUAUUUUAUCAGUGUUAAAAACAUUUAGUCAAAGAUUAAACUGAGAUUAAAAAAUGUCUUCAGAAACGUACACAGUUCCUGAGGGAGAUAUCUGAAAGCUGAUGGUGUCAGCCUUUUUUGUGCCAUCACAACUGGUAUUUAUUUUUAUUUAAAAAACCCAUGGCCUCAGCCUGAGAAGAAAUUAAACAGAGCAUCACACUUGUUUCAUAAGAGGCUUUAUUGACGAUCUAUUUAAUGCCUUAGAACAAUCUUUUCCAUAUUUGUCUCUGCUCUAUGAGGACAUCAAAAGGAAAUUUUAAUUAAACGGGUCUGGGUUAGGACCUCAUCAAAAGGGAUGUGCCAAAGAGAGCAGAAGUUGCUUUCUCAAGAAUGAAAUCCUUUUGUCUCAGCUCCAGAGAGUUUUGGCUCCAUCUGCUUUUAGCAUGUAUGUACAUCAGGCCGCAAACACCCCAAAAUAGAUAUUACAAAAUAUGCAACACAAAUGUAUCUCACCUCAAACUCAGUGGAAAGUGUGUUAAAUGAGUCACGGUAUUCCUCUUCACUGAAAGUUGGUGCUACAAUGUCUCACGGUAUGCCACCUGCUUGACCUGAUAUAAAUGCAGAUUUGUUGUAAUUUUGACUACGUGAGUACAUUAUAAAACAGAACAAAACCCUCAUCAAUCUCAUUUCUGUGGAAAAACUAAAUUGGCAUUACAAGUGCUCAGGAAAGGAAUCCGCUUGGGGUGGUGAUCCAUCAUUCCUUCUUGCUAGGACAUGUCAUGUUGGACGAUGGGAUGGCGGACGGCCAGCUCACCACGGAUAGAGAUGGCAGAGCGGACAAAGAGGGGCGAAUAUUCAUGAGGAUUUCUGGGUUUUGGACGUUGCGAUCUGAGUUUAAAACCUGAGGUGAGAUUUGUGCUUCACCAUGUAUCUGGAGGACAGAGACAAGAGAAGACGUUUGAGAGAUUGUGUCUUCAGGUUACUAUUUAUAUAUAUGAAUAGAGUUUUAUGUAACAAUGUAAAGUAGGUGGAGGUGGAUGUGUUGUAGUGUAAGUAAAUAGUUAACAGGAGGCACUCAUCACUUUGUGAUUAUGGGAAUGGAACGAUCAAAGUGGGUAACAAAAAUAGAUAAGUUGAUGCAAAGGAUUGAUACCUGUCAAGGGUUUCCCAAAAGCGUAGGAAGACAGGCCGGUCCAGAUGACGCCUGUGGCGGCUCAGCUCCAAGACGGUCACGUCCCACUUUUGCACGUUGGGGUCGGUCUUGGCCUCGUCAUACUUCAAAUGAAAGGCUCGAACUGGGAGGAAAACACAAAACACGUUCAUGUACAGACUGAGGAUGGACAGUUUCUACGUUUUCCUGUUAGGCUUUAUCACUUACUCUUGGCAAAUAUGUCGACAGGAGAGCCAUCAGGCAGCAGCCAUGGCCAGCCCUUGAAUUGCCAUGCAGGACCUUGCACAAACACAGCCACCACUCGGUCCCUGUAGUGGAGGAAAAGGAGUUUUCCCAAGCUGGCCAACAAAGAGCCACUGGAGGUCUUACAGCAGGGGCGCCAAAAUGUGGCCUGGGGCCCAUUUGCAGCCUGCAACUGUUGUUUUAAAACAGCCCUCGACACAUUUAAAAAAUACAAAUAAAACUAACAAAAACAACAAGAAAAAUGAAAAAGGAGCAAUAAUUGUAAAAGAAUAAAGUCGAAAUAUUACAAUAAAGUCACUAUUAAUAUAGAUAUGAAAAGACUUUGAGGAUAUAAUAACUGAGGGAAAUGUUUUUUUUUAUAACAAAAUGUAACAUUAAAGAGAAAACUAUAAGUAUAAAGUCACAAUAUAAAAAAAAUUACAAAACAAAAAUAUUUGUAAAAUUGUUAGGUCCAUAUAUACUUGGACGCUGACAAAAGUGUUGUAUUUUUCCCUGUGUAAUGAAACCUAUUUCAAUUAUAGUUACACGAUGGACAUUGACAUAAAGUGCAGACUCUCAGCUUUCUUUUUAGCGUAUUCACAUUCAAAUUGGAUGAAGAGUUUUGGAGUUUCAGCUCCUUAACAUGUGCCACCCCAUUUUAAAAGGGGACCAAAGUAAUUGGCCAAUUGACUCAAACGCCGUUUCAUGGGCGGGUGGAGGCAGUUUCUUUAUUUCACUACCAAUUACACAUACUGUAUAAAAGGCCUGAAGUCGAUUUGAGGUACAGCUUGUAUUUGGAAGAUUUUGCUCCUGAAGACAACAUGCAGUCAAAUGAGCUCACCAUGCAGGUGAAACAAGCCAUCCUUAAGCUGCAAAAACAGAAAAAACCCAUCUGCAAAAUUGCUCCAAUAUUAGGAGUGGCAGAAUUUACAGUCUGGUACAUCCUGAGAAAGAAAGCAAGCAUUGGUGAACUUGGCAGCGCAAAAAGACUUAAAAGUCCAGGGAAGAAAACAGUGGUGGAUGAUUGCUGAAUCAUUUCCAUGGUGAAGAACAGCCAACCAAGUUGGAAACACUCCAGAAAGUGGCCUUGUCAUUGUCCAAGUCUACCAUAAAGAUAAAACUGCAUGAGAGUACAUACAGAUGGUCACUGCACGGUGCACGCCACUCAUAAACCUGAAGAAUAGAACGGCCAGGUUGGACCUCGCUAAAAAAACAAAAAAACAUCUAAAAACGCCAGCACAGUUCUUUGGACAGAUGAACCCAAGAUCAACUUCUACCAGAAUGAUGGCAAGAAAAAGUAUUGAGAAAGCGUGGUAUAGCUCAUCAUCCACAGCAUACCACCUCUUGUGUAAAACAUGGAGGAGGCAGUGUGAUGCUUGGGCAUGCUUAGCUGCCCGUUGUACUGGGUCAGUGGUGUUUACUGAUGAUGUGACAUAGGACACAACCAGCUGGACAACCACUUGAAGCAACCCAGGACUUUAUAAAAGCAGGGAAGUAGAAUAUUCUGGAAUGGCCAAGUCAGCCACCUGAUCUCAACCCAAUUGAGCAAACAUUUAACCUGUAAAGAACUUCAGAAAGGCCCACCAAUAAACAACUGCAAGCCGCUGCUCUACAGGACUGGCAGAGCACUAAAGAGGAGAAAACUCAGCAUCUGCUGAUGUCCACGUGUUCAAGACUUCAGGCAGUCAUUGCCAGCAAAGGAUUUUCAACCAAGUAUUAGCAAUGAACAUUUUACUUUCAGUUAUUGAAUUUGUCCAAUUACUUUUGAGCCCCUAAAAUGAAGGGGUUGUGUUGAAAAAAUGCUUUAGAUCAUCACAUCACAUUUUUAUGCAAUAUUUUUGUUCCACCCACUCACUGAAUUAAAGCUGAAAGUCUGCAAUUUAAUCACAUUUCAAUUCAAUGUGGUAGUGUACAGAACCAAAACUAGACAAAACGCUGUCUCUGUCCAAAUAUACUCUAUCAAAAUUUUAAGACCAGUUAUAAAAUUGGAGGAAUUUAGAUUUUGCACUGUUGGAUCUUAAGGAGGUCCUAAGUAGGGCUUCAAAUGCAAAUAGAAAAAAUGGGAGCGAGACAAACAUUUUUGAGUCCGCAAUUUACUGCAAACAAAAAUUUAAGUGAAAUAGUUUGUUCACCAGCUGAUCAAAAGUUUAAGACCACAGCCUUUAAAAAGCCAAAAUCUUGGCAAAAAUGUGGGUUCAAUGUAGAGCUGCAAUAAUUAAUCGAUGGUUAACUAUUUUGGUAAUCGAUUAAUUGCUUUUUUAAUUUAAAUAUGUAAAUAUCCUCUGAUUUCAGCCUCUCAAAUUUUUUGUUAUUUCCUUCGUCACCUAUGAAAGCAGACCUGUUAUCUUUGUGUUUUAGCCAAAACAAGAUAUUCACAAAUAUCAGCUUUGACUUUAGAAAACACUGAUGGACAUUUUUGCCCCUUUUCUGACAUGUUUGCGGACCCAACCACUAACUGUAGGUGUUUGUCCAUCCAUCCAUUUUCUUCCGCUUAUCGGGGUCCGAGGGCAGCAGUCUCAGUAGGGAAGCCCAGACUUCCCGGUCUCCGGCCACCUCCUCCAGCAGGACACCAAGGUGUUCCCAGGCCAGCUGUGAGACAUAAUCCUGCCAUUGUGUCCUAUGUCUGCCCCGGGGCCUUCUCACCAGGGAGGCGUCUGGGAGGCAUCUGCACAUGCCCAAGAGGCAUCUAGAUCCCAGAGGAAUAACCUCAUUCUUUUGGAUCAUCCUGCAUUGUUCCCCCGAUUUAGAUCCAACUGAGAACAUUUGGGGAUGGACGCCAAAAGAAGUUUGAGCUGUGGUCUUAAGCUUUUGAUGAGCUGAUGAACAGCCUGUUUCAGUUUAAUGGCUGUUUGUAAUAAAUUGCUUACUCAAAACAUUUUUUGUCCCACUCCCAUUUAUUCUUCUUACGUUUUGAAGAUCUACUUAAACUUCCUUAAGAUCCAACAGUGCAAAAUGAAAAUUCCUGCAAUUUUUCAACUGGUCUUAAAAUUUUGAUCAGUAGCGUAUUUAUGGACCUAACUGUAGAUUUUACCAUAUGUGACCCCGCUGGGAAAGGUUUGGACACCCCUGUCUUAGAGCUUCCAUUAAGAGGCUAAUGAGGUCUGCUUUAUCAUUAGUUUUGUUUUUAAACUCUACCUUUAAACUUAUAUUAUCUCACAAAAGUGAGUAGACCCCUAUUUGAAGAAAUUUUUAUGUAGAGCAACGAUAAUUUUUUUCCCACAUCUCCAGAGAGUUCUUCGUAGGGAUGUCCCGAUCCUAUUUUUUGCUUUUGAUCUGAUUUUUUUUUUUUUUUAUAGUCUUGCCUAUCCGAUCCUUUGUUUUUUUAAAUGUUAUUUAAUAAUAAGCUUUUGUUACAAACAUGAAUUUGUGGAAUUGAAUAUGGUUAUGAAAAUGGCUCUACCCAAGUAUGGCUGAAUUUACUUUACUACACACCGUGACCAACGGUGUUUGGCUUUUUAAACAAACUUCUGUGAGUCAGGUCCCUUAUUCAAUAAAAGAUCCAAUAAAAGAUCAUCCAAUAAAAGAUAAAACUGGAAAAAAUGGGCGUGCAAAAAUGCUUUUAGGGUAGGGCUAAUCAUUUGACAUGGUUAUAGAUCAAUUUGUGGUGUGAUUUUCAAUACAUUUUGUCCAGUAAUUGAGAAAUGGAUGUGGCUUAGCUUACUUUUCGAAUGGGAUGUCAGCCUUAGCACAUAUUGCUACAAAAUCUUCAACAAACUAAUGCCCAUGCUUGUGAUUAAGAAAGAUGUAGUCACAGAUGUAAUUCCAAUCGCGUUAUUAAUGUAAGAUACUUUAAUGACAGCCUUAUUUUGUUUACACAAUUACACAAAUGUGACUAAGAGCGCUCUUAUUUUGAAGGCCGGAAGUGUGUUGUGUGUGUUGAGAAUGGCAAUUGACGGUUGAUACGAGCAAGAAUCAACAUGCCUCUCGUCUUUUUUUACUCAAACCAUGUCGUCAGUGGGCAUUGUAAAAUUGUCCUUACAUUAUAAAAUGGUCCUACAUUAAAGCAGUAAAACACAACACAGUGAAAAUAUACACACACAGCUGCACUAGCACGCUCUGCUAAACUAAGUUAACCCUGCUCGCUUUCAUUCACGCGCCGUAACAGAGGAGUUUCCAAGGUUUUUCGCCGCCAUUUCGACAUGUUUAGUAGUGUUUGUGCAGUCCUCAGUAUAGUAUAGUACAGUAUAGUCCUCAGUAAACACAAUGACACAGCAGCCCGGGCACAGUGAGGGGGAACUACUGCUAUAACUACAGAACUUUACCACGGUACACUGCGGACAUGCCCGCAUGGUGUUGUUGCGUUUUCUUCUUCUUGCGGGUGGCGGGAGUCGAUUGGCAACUAGCUUCGAGGCGCAUUACUGCAUCUACCAUGUUGGAGUGUGGCCCUGAGUUACGAACAUGACACGGCAACCGGAUCGGUCUGAUCUUGUGGCGGGAGCCAAUAUUAUCUGAUCUUCAAAAUAGAGCGGCUCGGCAGCCGAUCUCAAUCCUCAAGAUCGGAUCGGAACAUCCCCAGUUCUUUGUCAUAAGGUGACAUAUUGAACUUCCACUGGCUGGCAGAAGCUUGCAACUUACAAAUGUACCUUUCUUUUGGGAAAAAAACAAAACAAAAAAACCCUAAAACUAAAACAUGGAUCACAUUUUACCAGUCCUGUGGUGCUAGUUUGAGAGGCUGGUCGAUGACUCUGUAUGGGACAGUGACGGAGAGUGUGUUGCCGCCAGGUUGGAUCUGGUCUUUGCGCCUCUGGAGAAGAACCUCAUUGUCGCGCUGGAUGCCUUGCUUCUUCUUCUCGUCUGACGUGAUGAGCCUGGUGGAUCCAAAGUUCCUACAUAAUUUUCUAUGGGGGUGCCAAUCCAAUUCCGAUAUAUUGAAUAUCGAAUAUAAUAGUUGACCUUGAUAUUGAGUAGAUAGCACAGAUCAUACAUACUUUUAUUACUUAAUUCAAUAGUGUGGAAUGUUACAAAAGGCUUGAUUAAGUGAUGUUCCCUAAACAGAAAAUAGUCAGCAUCAGGUAUGAGGAAAAACCGACCCAUUUACUUCUUGAAGCAUGUGGUGCAUAGUUUUAUCAAUAGUAAGCAUAGUGUAGCGAUGUUCGAGGUGCUCCAUUACGCAUUUAAACCCGACAUUAUUCACCACCAACAGGGGCUGGCUCUUUUCUCUUACAGCCAUUUGCCGUCCUGUGAAGGUUUCUCACACUUUGCAAAUGUUACAAACAGUGGUGGAUAUUUCAGGAAGCCGUGGUGUUGCGAAAAUCCUCCAAAUGCACGAUGAGAUGGGUCCUAUGAAGGCCCUGUCCACAUGGGAAUGCUUGUGAGAUUUUGUUUUUUUUUUUGGCGGGUUGAAAAAAUUUGCAUCUACAAUGUGCCGGAUUAGUAAAUACUUGCACCCAGGCUAGCACAAGCUGUUGUGAUCACGUGGGCUCUGCAUGCUGAAUGAAAGUGCUGCUGCUGAAUACUUGUAGAAGUGCUGGCACAGAGUCUGGAAUGGACUGCUUGUAUCAAAGUGCCAAUAUCAGAGAUUUUAGAUGCAGGCCGGUAUAGUAUGAUAUUGUUUUUUUUUUUUUUUUGGGGCUGAUAUUGAACCGAUAUCAGAUAUCAAUAUUGGUUCAGGAUACCCUUAAUUUUCUGACUCCUUAAAUCCUCAAAUUCAUAUCCUACACUCCACUGACAGCACUAAUGUGAAAGUGAAACUUACUUGAGAUCCUGCAGGAGAUCCUUAGCAUUCAGCAUCGUGAUGAGUGAGGUGGUGGCCGCUGGGAUGAUGAUGAUGGGCGUGCGAGAGCCUGUGAUGAGAAAUGCAAUUGUCAAAUGCAACAACUGUGAAAUUAAGACUCUUGUUCAGAUAAAAACCGCACUCACCAAACCAUAUCAAGUAGAAAUUAAACUAUGAAAAUUUCACAUGAUUGUUGUUAUGAAUUAUCAAUAUUAUCCCGAUAUUGUUCAAAUUUGUUGAAAAUAUGCCAUAUUGUUCUUCUGACUUUAUUUUCUUCUGUUACGUUUCAUAAGUAUAAUGCAAUUCCCUGUGCAUAAGAAUCAAAAUGCCCAAUUUUUAUUGAUUAAUUCUAAUGAUCGUCCUGCAACCUGUCAUUUAUAGAUGAAGAUGUGCUAAGCAGGUAAACAUGAUUAAAGAAAAUACAACCAAUUUCUCAGUCAUAGCUGACAAAACAAAUACUUCUAACAUUCAAAACUGAAACUUCUUCUAAAUAUUACAAUUUUUUCCCCUCUUUACCUUACUUCUUCAUUUCCCACCCCCAGACUUUGUGACACCCCUGAUCUAAAGCUUGCAAGCGAGAUGAUAUUUUUCCCUCAAUUGCACAUCACUGACAAUAUUUCACUGGAAGUCGUUUACCUUUUUUCUGGUUUGGUGGCGGUCUGGCUUGUGAAACUAAAAAAUAAACAAAACAGAUCUAUAUAUCAGUAUUUACAACCAGCAUAUGCUUUAUUAAAAGAUCUACAGUAUAGAGCACACAAACUAGAGCAUCAAUAUCAACCACUAACAUUUGAGUUGGGGUAAGGAGAAGUGAACACAGAGAUCUGAUGUGUUCAGUACAUCAGACGUACAACAACUAAUAAUACCAUGUGUAUUAUAUAAUGAUUUAAUACAAUGCAAUGCUGUUACAAUAGGUAAUGUAAUAUGAUACAUUAUUACAGUAUGUAGAUUAUGUUAUAUCACCUGGGCGAGGCACAGGCUGUAGUGCAGGGGUCUGGGCCUUUCUAGCAGAUGCUCCCUCCUGAAGAGAGAGAAAAUUGCAUCUUUUAUUGCAGGUUUGAAUUCUCAGACAACAGGCACAAAAAUAACAACAUAAUAAUCAUAAUAAUAACAACAUGGGCUACUGCUGUGGCCAUAAUCCACUCAACUCUGAACACAUGACGUCACUUCCUGUCCGCCACAAAUUUAAUGCAACAUACAUGAGCAUGAGUCUUAUUUAUGUCUUAAAUGGCUUAUUCUCUGAUUUUGUCAACUAUAUUGGGUAAUAAGAGUGUAAGGGUGAUUAUGAGGUGUUAGUUCAUGUCUAGAGGGCUCUAAUAAUGUUAACUCAUUCAAUCCCAUCCAUUUUUCAAAAUUCAACUGGCCAUUUUAGACAGUUUUGACUGUUUUUUCAAGGCACACAGAAUAUUGUGUUUUAUGGCUAUAUAAACUCCCGUCUUUCAUCAGAAAAAUACAAAGUUUGUUUCUACCGUUUCCCGUUCCCGUUCUUUAGUAAUCAGCAGUAGAACUUAGGGAAGUUUCAGGAAAUAUGAGUUCCCACCACAAAAAAAGGGGAAACAAAGCUUUUUGUGAAGAUACAUUUCAAGCAUAACUUUCUAAUCAACUAUACCACAACAUAAACACCAAAAAGGGCUGUUUUACUGUACAUCAAAAUAACAAUUUUUAUUCCAAAUAUUCUAUGAACUAUUUACAAUUUUCACAUUUGGAACUACAUUUCCCGAUAAUGCGGAACCUUCAGCGCGCUGCACUCCUCCACGCUCUCACUUCCUCCUUGCUGUCAAGCAACAUGGAAAAGAUCCAUACAGAGCUCUGAUCAAAUGCACCUCUGCCACCUUGUGGCUGUUUUAAUGGCUUAAAACAGCAUGAAACAUGACCUCUUUUAUUGUGGACUUGCGUCAUCACCUCUUUUUGCCUCUCGCACAAAAAAAUGUAAAAGACGUAAAAGUACGUCCUUGGGAAUGAAGGUUCAGGUAAAAAAAAAAAAAAAAAAAAAAAACUACACAGUGUUCUCUAUCGCGAUUGACAUUUCGCAGAUGCCUCUUUAAAAAAAAAUAAAAAAUUUGUGUGUGCAUCGUGGGAAGUUGAGUGUAUCUCUUGGAUGUAAAUACUUUACAUACUGUAUGUUGGCUAAACAGAAAGACACAUCAGAGGACGACGUCACGAUGCAAUACAUUUUAACAUAAGAAAGCAGACCGAAUGGAGAUGCAGCCAGGAUGGACUCCCGAGAAAAGUCACACCAAAUGAAACCGAGUCAAGAUGUUCGUGCACAACAAACAAGCCAGGAGAAGAAGUUCCAAGAGCAGCCCUGUUGAUCAAAGCUUCACAAAAGACUAGAUAAGGGCGGACAGAGGCUGAUGCGUUUGGAAAUAAACAAAUAAAUAGAAUAUAGUACACUCUUGUAUUUGGGGACUUGCAGUACACUGGUACUGCGUUUGGAAAUAAAUAAAUAAAAUAGACGUAAAAACAAGGAAUACAAAUAAAACAUUGUCCUCGCUGGGUUGAGGACUGUUUUUUUUUCCCCCUGCAAGACUUGAUCAACAUUAAAGCACACAUGGUGACGGUACGUCGACAUCCUUUCAACAUCCGAGGUAAUUUCUGUUUUUCUUAUAUAGUAUGUACUUUAAAGCUGACGUAAGUAUUAAAUGUCGAAAAUUACAUGAAAAAUGUAUGCUUUCAUUGCCUUUCAAUAAAUACAUCAAUCAUAAAAGGUACAAUACAUAAAGAAAUGAUAGUUUGAUAGUGAAAACUAGAGCUAGUUGAGGUGGCUCGGGCAUCUCUAGUUAGGAUACCUCCCGGACGCCUCCCUGGUGAGGUGCUCCGGCCAUGCCCAGCCGGGAGAAGGCCCCGGGGCAGACCUAGGACACGCUGGAGGGAUUAUGUCUCACAGCUGGCCUGGGAACGCCUUGGUGUCCUCACGGUGGAGCUGGAGGAGGUGGCCGGGGACCGGAAAGUCUGGGCUUCCCAACUGAGACUGCUGCACUCGCGACCCGGACCCGGAUAAGCGGAGGAAAAUGGAUGGAUGGAUAGUUAUUUUAAGUAUCACUUUAUCACACACAGGAUAAGAGUAUGUCUUUCCACAAUCAUUGAGAAGUUUUAUGACACGGCCUGCCUGUCAUAUGUUCAAACCGUCUGCAGGCUAAACUAUUGUAUUGAUCCACAAUUGAUAAGUCAUGGGGGUGAUAAGACAAUUUUCCUAAGGUUUGCUGUUUUUUUUAUGGCUACCUGUGGUAUAUCACCUUUAUCUGAUCUCAUGUAAAAAGUUUGUUUUAUCCCACGCCGUGGGAACCCCAAGGGGUCAAGCUGAUACCUCUGUUUUUUCAAAAAUAAUUGUAUUGGCUGGUUGGUGGGAGUGGCCUAGAUGGGGCAUUUCUACUUUGUUCUUGGAGAAACAAGGUUGGUGGAUGGACAGCUGACAGGCUAACAAACCCUCCUGCAUCAAUAGCACCUAAACUUCUAUCUGACCGUUCCUGCGAUGACUCUUCACUGACAACAUCCAGAAUUAGAGUCAGUCGCUGCCUCAAUGUCAGGUGGCAACAACAUUAAAGCCUACAUGCACCUUGCAACUGGAAUCUGAUGACAAAAGACAACAAGACAGCCACGCCAAUACAAAACAAGUGCUGCCAAAACCAUGCAAUGGAAAAGACGUCACUGCUUUUUGCACAUUGCCACCUUUGCCUUUCUCCUCUUUCUGCUGGCUGUACUGAACUUUCUAGUUCCUCACAUUUGGCAUCCAAGUUUCACUGAACUGUUAAGCUGGAGAGACAGUUCAGGGCUGCUCAAAGGAGAAGGACUUAAUGCAAACAAAUCAUCUGUUGAAAACAACACAAUCUCACCUGGGAAGCAAAACAUCUCCACUGAAGGUCAAACAGGGUUGGAAAACUUGAAUGCCAUUUCAAUGCAUGGUCUUUUCCCGUAUAUAAUCAAUGAACCUGACAAAUGUCAAAAGAGAAAAGCAGCACCAUUUCUGGUGUUUAUAAUAGCCACAGAAGCUUUGGACGUGGAAGCGAGGAGUGCAAUAAGGCAGACUUGGGCAAAUGAGAGUUUGGUGUCAGCCGUGGGAGUCAUCCGGCUAUUUCUGCUGGGGAAACGUGAAGGGCAGGGGGUGACUCAAAGGAUGCUCCAAGAAGAGAGUCGCACGUAUCAUGAUAUAAUUCAGCAGGAUUUUCUGGAUUCAUAUUACAACCUGACACUGAAGACCUUGAUGGGUCUGCACUGGGUGGCACGGUACUGCCCACAUGCAGCCUACGUUAUGAAGACAGACAGUGACAUGUUCAUCAACACAGAGUACCUUAUCGAGAAGCUGCUCAGACCAGGGUUGAAGACCAGGACAAACUAUUAUACAGGCAGAAUAAUGGAAAACAUGUCACCUAUUCGAGAUAAAAAGAACAAGUGGUACAUGUCUGAAGAGGAAUAUCAAAACCCUAAAUAUCCCACCUUCUGCUCUGGGACUGGUUACGUGCUCUCAGCAGACUUAGCUGACAAAAUUUACAGAAUAUCUACCAGGAUACACCGACUACACCUGGAGGACGUGUAUGUGGGAUUGUGCCUAAGCCAGCUCAGGGUGAAGCCCACCGAGCCACCCAGUAAGUCUCUGUUCCAUCACUGGCAUGUGCCUUUCACAGGCUGCAAGUAUACUCAUCUGAUAACAUCACACCAAAUUCCACCCAAGACAAUCCUCAAAUACUGGAAGACCCAUCAAAGUAACAAGGAAAAAUGCAAAAUUUUCUAAUACAUGAAAAGGAUGCCGUUGUAAAAUUGAACAGUUCAACAAAUUAAGCUUUACAGCGGUUUAAGACAACAUCUUUGACUGGUAUGUUACACAUGUUUUGUAUAGCUUUGAACGGAUCACACCAGACUUCAGGAGUCACAUAUAAAAGCUAAUCACAUCAGUUUUGAUCAGCUGUUAAUCACGUGGGCUACUUAUGUAUGUGCAGACAUUUGACAAUUGGGAGCUUUUAGGACACCGACUAGUCCACACUGAUUCUUGUGCCAAGUUCUCAAGACUAGAGCUGUCCUUUCUAGUUUGACUAGUGUUUGUCCCACCUAUAGUAGUCUUUGAGCAUGAACUGAUGAAGCCUGCUCGAAUGUCAGGCAAAAGGAAACCUGAACAGUCCAGUUGUGAUCGAUUCAGUGCCCUGAGAAUACAAUAAAAUUCCUGCAAAUUCAUGCAGAUUUCAUCCAUAUUUUUCAUUGAUUUAGGCAACAUAGGCAUGUUCUUAUUCUUUCUUGUGUUUUCUUUCUUUUCUUGGGAGAAUGAACAGAAUAAGAUUUUCAUGGCAUAGUAUAACUGCUGUUUUACCAUGCACAUGACAAUAAAACUCUCUUGAAUCCCUUGAAUCUUGUUUGUAAGAAUUCCUUCAAACACACAAACGUGUGAAUUUGAAUAUUUUUCAAAGCCACGUGCCUUAUAAAAUUUGAAAAAAUGUUGUAAACUACUGGUUCACGUUUCAAUAAAAAAAAUUAACUGCAAAAAAUUCCCGAGCCUUUAAUUGGUGUCUUGUCUUAAUUGUAUGCCUGAACUCAAAUUAAUCCAUCCAUCAAUUUUCUAUACCAUUUGCCCCACUAGGGUCAGAGGUAUGAUGGAGUCUACCCGGGUCACACUGUGGCGAGAGGCGGGGUAAACCCUGGACAGGUCGCCAUCCAUCCGUCCAUCCAUCCAUUUUUUAUGCCGCUUAUCCUCAUUAGGGUCACGGUUAUGUUGGAGCGUAUCCCAGCUGACAUCGGGUGAGAGGCGGGGUACACCCUGGACUGGUCGCCAGCCAAUCGCAGGGCACAGAUAGACAAACAAUCAUUAACUCUCACAUUCAUGCCUAUGGACAAGAGUCGCCAAUUAACCUAACAUGCAUGUUUGGAAUGUGGGAGGAAAACGGGAGUACCCGGAGAAAACCCAUGCACGCACCGGAGAACAUGCAAACUCCACACAGAGAUGCACAGAGACUCAAACCCAGAUCUCCUCGAUCUCCUGACUGUGUGGCAAACAUGCCAACCACUAGGCCACCUUGCGGUUGCCAGCCAAUGAAAUGAAAUACAUUUUGCACAAUAUUCGCCUGUAAAUGCAAAUUAUUAUCAAUCCAAUCCAAUCCAAUCCACUUUAUUUAUAUAGCACAUUUUAUAAACACUGUUUCCAAAGUGCUGCACAGACUAGCAAAACCAUAAAUAAUAAGUAAAUAAAGGAAUGUAAAUGUAAAUAAUAAAUAAAAAUUACGACAAUAAAAACUAAAAGAUCAAAUAGAAACAAAGAAACGUACAACAAUAAAAUAUUUAAAACAAGAAAUCGAAACAAUAAAAACCAAAAGUCCAAGAAGUAGGUAAAAAAUAAAUAAGUAAAUUCUGUCUGGUCUAAGUCUGGUCUUAGGCACCACCAGUUGGAGCUGGCCUUCGGACCUCAAAGUGCGCGCUGGAGUGUAAAUUUGGAUGAGGUCUGAGAUCUACUGAGGGGCCAGCCCAUUCAAAGCUUUAAAAACAAACAAUAAAAUCUUAAAAUCAAAUUCUAAAACGCACAGGUAACCAAUGCAGGGAAGCUAAAAUUGGGGUAAUAUGCUCCCUCUUUUUGGUUGCUGUUAAAAGCCGUGCUGCAGAGUUCUGGACUAACUGUAAGCGAGAGAGUAAUUUAUGGCUUAUUCCAGAGUAAAGGGCAUUACAGUAGUCCAGACGUGACGAGAUAAAAGCGUGCAUGGCUUGUUCGAAAUGUUGCAAUGAUAAAAAUUAUUUGACUUUUGAUAAAAGCCGAAGAUGAUAAAAACAAGAUUUUACAACGGCAUUGAUUUGUUUAGUAAGUUUAAAAUCACUAUCAAUGAUGACGCCAAGGCUGGUGGCUGUGGGACUGACAUGGUUUUUCAUGGGACCCAAGUCCAAGUGGGGGUCAUUAUUAUUAAGGAUGAUAACUUCUGUCUUCCCCUCAUUGAGCUUUAAAAAAUUUUGAGCCAACCAGACCUUGACGUCACUAAAGCACUCAAGAAGGGGAGUCAGGGGGGCAUGGUCAUUUCUUGUAAUUGGUAAAUAGAUCUGGCAGUCAUCUGCAUAAAAGUGAUAGGAGAUGCCAUGCUUUCUAAAAAUUGUGCUAAGUGGGAUUAGGUACAGAACAAAUAGGAAUCAGCCAAAACCCUGAACAGGAAAGUGGCAUAGCAAAUGAAAAAAUGAAUUCAGUUUGAAUGUGAUGGUCAAAACAUCUUGGUCCCACACUUCAUACAGUGCCUAUGUUGACAUGUCAGAGCAGUGCAGAAAACAGUGUGCAUGAUCUGCAAUGUUUAUAUGAUGUUAAAAGCAAACUUUUGCCCAUCAUCCACAAUCCUUAUGUGAGGUAUGAACACACAUCUUUUCUGUGUGUUAUAAAGACAUAAAAACAGCUAAAAAGAGCCAGCUAAGAAAGCACAUAAUGGGACGCAACUAUUCUGCCUGUAAAGCCUUCUAAAAAAAACAUCCAACAACUGCCAACAACGCUCCAUUUAUAUAAUGCGACCUGCAUAUUAACCAAGCUACAGCGACAUUAUUCUUAUUACUAUUAUUAUUAGGGAUGUCUGAUAAUAUCGGCCCAGUUUUGGCAUAACAAUGUAUUGUUUUUUCCCUAUAAUCAAAACAGAUAUAUAAAUUAAAAAAAAACUGCUGUAUACGGGCCUAUGGGCUCCUGUACAACGGAACCGCUGCGCAAAUGAGGACCUCAUCAAACCGCGUUGUGAAGCUUGUCAAGCCUUGGUGGCUGCAGUAACAAACUUGCUCGCUCUGUGCCUGACUAACGUUGUCUGUGGUUUGGAAUUAUUUCCAUGUGUCUCCUUCAGAUAUUAAACUUGCAAAUUUCAAUGCGUUGGUUAUGCAAGGCAGAACAAAGACUUUUUCCACCAAUACUUCCAAUGCCCAGGGCGAAAGCCAUCAGUCGGAAAAUGUGUGAGCAUGAUUAUGUGUUAUUAUAUUUCCCCAUUCACUUUAAUUGCUCACGGGUCCAUAAAGGGCCACCACUGGGUUCAGAUCCGGACCGAGGUCCACCAUUUGGUGAUGGCUUUGUGUUUAUUCCACGACAGGAGAUACAGUACACACGUGGACAAAGUUGUUGACCAUUGUGAGUUUUUCUUUCAUUGAACAAAGGGUACCAACAAUUUUGUCCACGUGUAUGUGAUGAUACACAUUAUUGGUAGAUAUCGGACUCGAAAAUUACGAGUUGGACAAUAUCGGCAUAUCGGCCAAAAAAUCCACUUUCUGACAUCCCUAAUUAUUAUUGUUAUUAACAUUGUUACUUACUGGCGUAGCGACACCUUGCCAGACCACACCGGCGCGCUACUAGCUUCACCACACACACUCGCUUACAACGCCUCAGGCCACUACUGAAAGGUAACACUAGAUAUUAGUGCUGCUGCCACUGCUGCUGUGUUUUUGCUGUUGAGUUUGUAAACGUUAAUGCUCGGUGUAGGCAUUCCUUUCUAUCCUGCUGUGUGAAAUCAACCUGGGAAGGAAGUUCCGGUGAUGCUUAAAAUGAACAAAUUAUUGCAAAAAGUAUAAGAUGUUAUCAUGAGUGUGCCUAUUACUGCAUGGUCACAGCAUGUAUAUAAAACGUUGGAGGUUUUUCGAGGUGUUUUAUUGUAGGCUUUGUAGGCGGAAGAGGUGCGUCUCAUUACGUGCAUUAAUUAGCUGGCUCUUUACAGCCGAUUUUAUAUCUUUACAAAAAAAGAGAAAGAUGAAUGUUCAUGCCACACAUAAGGAUUGUGGAUGGACAAAAUUCCAAAAAAAGACAAAACUGUUUUCCUUUAAAAAAGUGGAUCUUUGUGCUUACCGUCACUGAUUUUAGAGUCAUGCCGUGGUAGGUACCCAUGGUAUCGAUCUUGAAUCCCUCAGUUUCUAAAAAAACAAAAACAAACACAUACAUUGUGAUAUUCAUAAAAAUAAAUCCAUACCUAAUAUUAUUAAUACCUUAAUUCAUAUUCAUUUUAAAAAGGCCUCUCAGUGUACACUACAGAGGUGAGAAUUACUAUCUAGGUAUACCACAGAAAAGUGAAAGUACAUGUAAAAAUAAAAGACAGCAUUGGCUGUCCCUGACAAACUGUCCCUGUGUAACUAUGCAGGGUGUGUAUCUGACAACCGAUCCAAAUGCCAUUGUGUUUUGUUAAUGCACGCGUCACUUAAACACUUAAUGUUGACAAAAGGUUCAUAACCACUUAUUGCAUGACAAUGUCCCUGUGCACAUACAUACCUGUGCGCAAAGUAUACUUUGGUUACUUGUGUAACUGCCUGCAUAAAAACACCAUAAAUAACAAUGCAAUGGCCCGAUUUGAAAAACUGUCAUGGAUAAUUUGAGACUUUUCUGAUUAGCAGACAUCACUAAUUGCUCAAUGGUUCAACACACGCACACACAGUCCAUUAAAACAGGUCCUGGUGCCCAAGUGACAGGAGCAACAACACAACUCACCCUCUUUUCCUUUGAAUCUCUCCUGAUCGUAUCUGUUGUAAGCAGCUGGCACAGGCUGCUUGUUCCGUAGGGAUGGGUCCUGGAAAAUAUCAAAGAUUGUUGGUUAUAGUAACAUAAUAUUAAAAUAAUCAAUACUUGUUCACAAAGACAGAAGUGGUAUUUGGCAGUACGCCACACCCUCUGCCACCAACAGUAAUUUUUCAGAGCUAGUGAAAUUAAUAUUUAGUAAAUAUUCAAACAUACUAAAGUGAGGCUUUAUGAGGGGAUAAACUCACUAAUCACUUUCAGUGAAACCAAAUGCAAUUGAAAAAGAAUAGAUUGACACGUUUAGUGCAGUGAUUCUCAACUGGUGGGUCUAUUUUCAGUGGACUGCCAGUCUUUGCCUGGGCAAAAAAAAGAAAAAAAAAAUCUACAAAAAUAGUGGAAUGACCCUAUGUCCCAUAAAUGCACCUCACAUUCUUGCCUGUGCUGUUCGCUUGCUACGCAUCAGAAACGUGGCAUGCACAUUUGCGUGCCAUGUUUCUGGGUGUUUGUCACACUUGAGGAGGGGGAAGGGCAUUGAGUGAGGACUUUACGUGCUGCCCGUGGCUCAGGUGCCAUGAGCAGGAGAGCGACACCAUCUCACCGCUACAGCUCAAGUUGCGUUGGGGGAAUUCCAUCGACAAUGAAGGGAAAGUGAACCGGGUGGUGUUUCAUGCCCAUUUCUAAAUAUCGGCACUGGCAAGGCAGGGGGAUUAUUAUUAAUUUUACCUACAAAGUAGGCAUGGACCUGAGAUUCUGAUGGUAUGACGGCAAAAAUAUCGCAGCGUGACUGUUUCACGGUAUUGUAAUUACAGCUCUAAAAUGUGUUACUUUGAAAUCUCUUCAUUGAAAAGAGAAAAAAAUCAAGUCAAAACAGUCAUUUUAAAACCAUAUA